GGGAUGGGGAGGGUUCGUUACAAGGUAGUAGUGCUCUUUAAUUAAUUUAUUGUCGUGAAGAAGAAGAUGAUCACCUGGGAUCAGCUCUCAAUGUAUGUCGCAACAGGAAGUUGUUGGCAUUCGAAUCAGACAACAACAACAACAUUAGCAGAACAGCAGAGUUCUCAGUCGAAGUCCAUCCGACAAAUAUUAUCGAUGGAUAACACCGGAUAUUGCAACGAUAGCUUCAAUAGCAUACGAAGUAGCACAAGUGACGAGGACAUGGUGGAGAUAGCAGGGUCGACAUUAGACUUCUCUAACACGGAGGAUGUACCACCCUUGGACCGAGACUAUGGUUCUGGGGAUAACCCAGGUAUGGAGGAGGUGAACGGGGUUCCUAAACUGAUGGACCUGCUUGAUGAGCCUGUGCCUGGGGUGGGCACCUAUGAGGACUUUAACACCAUAGACUGGGUGCGGGAGAAGUCCAAAGACCGUGACCGGCACAGAGAGAUUACCAGUAAAAGCAAAGAGUCUACAUGGGCACUGGUGAACAGUGUCUGUGAUGCUUUCUCUGGAUGGCUGCUCAUGCUGCUGAUUGGACUCAUGUCAGGCGCGUUGGCAGGUGGGAUUGACAUAUCGGCCCACUGGAUGACAGACCUGAAGGAAGGGGUUUGUCUGAACGGGUUCUGGUUCAACCAUGAGCACUGCUGUUGGACCUCCAACGAGACCACCUUCCAAGAGAGGGACAAGUGUCCACAGUGGAAAAGCUGGGCUGAGCUCAUCAUCGGCACAACAGAGGGUCCCUUUGCGUACAUUAUGAACUACCUAAUGUAUGUGUGCUGGGCUCUGCUAUUCUCCUUCCUGGCCGUGACACUGGUCAGGGCCUUCGCCCCCUAUGCCUGUGGUUCUGGAAUCCCAGAGAUCAAAACCAUAUUGAGUGGUUUCAUCAUCCGAGGGUACCUGGGGAAGUGGACCCUGGUGAUUAAGACCAUCACCCUGGUCCUGGCUGUGUCGUCGGGGCUCAGCCUGGGGAAGGAGGGGCCCCUGGUCCACGUGGCCUGCUGCUGUGGCAACAUCCUCUGCCACCUCUUCACCAAGUACCGCAAGAAUGAGGCCAAGCGCAGAGAGGUUCUGUCUGCCGCUGCAGCAGUUGGUGUGUCUGUGGCUUUUGGGGCCCCCAUAGGAGGAGUGCUCUUCAGUCUGGAGGAGGUGAGCUACUACUUCCCUCUGAAGACCCUGUGGCGGUCGUUCUUCGCAGCCCUGGUGGCAGCCUUCACCUUGCGCUCCAUCAACCCGUUUGGCAACAGCCGCCUGGUGCUGUUCUACGUGGAGUUCCACACCCCCUGGCACCUCCUGGAGCUCGUACCCUUCAUCCUCCUGGGCAUCUUCGGGGGCAUCUGGGGCGCCUUCUUCAUCCGCGCCAACAUCGCGUGGUGCCGGAGGCGUAAGACCACGUGGCUGGGCCACUACCCGGUCCUGGAGGUGCUGGUUGUCACCGCGGUGACGGCGGUGGUGGCUUUCCCUAACAGCUACACCCGCACUAGCACCAGUGAGCUCAUCUCUGAGCUCUUCAACGACUGUGGCCUGCUGGACUCCUCCAAGCUAUGUAACUAUGACAAUGCCAACGUCACCAAGAGCAGCAACGAGCUGCCGGACCGCCCAGCCGGAAAUGACGUUUACACGGCCAUGUGGCAGCUGUCCCUGGCCCUUGUCUUUAAGAUGCUAAUCACCGUGGUUACCUUCGGCAUGAAGGUUCCCUCUGGUCUGUUCAUACCCAGCAUGGCGGUAGGGGCGAUCGCAGGCAGGCUGCUGGGAAUAGGCAUGGAGCAGCUGGCCUACUACCACCAUGACUGGGUGAUCUUCAGGGGCUGGUGUUCUCCUGGUGCUGACUGCAUCACCCCAGGCCUCUACGCCAUGGUUGGGGCUGCUGCCUGCUUAGGUGGGGUGACCCGUAUGACUGUGUCCCUGGUGGUCAUCAUGUUCGAGCUGACCGGAGGGCUGGAGUACAUCGUGCCCCUGAUGGCUGCGGCCAUGACCAGUAAGUGGGUGGCGGACGCCAUCGGGCGCGAGGGGAUCUACGAGGCUCACAUCCGCCUCAACGGUUACCCCUUCCUGGAGGCCAAGGAGGAGUUCAGUCAUAAGACCCUGGCCAUGGACGUGAUGCGGCCGCGUCGCAGUGACCCGCCGCUCUCCGUACUGACCCAGGACGGCAUGACGGUAGAGGACGUGGAGACCAUGAUCACUGACACCACCUACAGCGGCUUCCCCGUGGUGGUCUCCCAUGAGUCCCAACGCCUAGUGGGAUUCGUGCUGCGAAGGGACCUCACCAUCUCCAUAGAUAAUGCCAGACAGCGUCAGGAUGGGAUAGUGAGCACAUCGAGGGUCUUCUUUACAGAGUACACACCCCCUCAGCCCCCCAACAGCCCCCCUCCUCUGAAGCUCAGAGGCAUCAUGGACCUUAGUCCCUUCACCGUCACAGACCACACCGCCAUGGACAUUGUGGUGGACAUCUUCAGGAAGCUGGGCCUGCGCCAGUGCCUCAUCACACACAAUGGCCGCUUGCUGGGUAUUAUCACAAAGAAGGACAUUCUGAAGCACGUGGCUCAGAUAGCCAACCGGGACCCAGACUCGAUCCUCUUCAACUGAUGGUGUAGUACCAGCUGCAGCACCGUGGGCCAGACAUCACUGUGGAACCACUGCUUUCGCCCAGGCCUCUCUACACUGCACUAUGUUCAUGUCUAGUGGACUCCUCCCUGCUAUGACAACUGGCCACUCCAUUAGAACUCUAGUGGACUCCUCCCUGCUAUGACAACUGGCCACUCCAUUAGAACUCUAGUGGACUCCUCCCUGCUAUGACAACUGGCCACUCCAUUAGAACUAUAGUGGAUUCAUCCCUGCUAUGACAACUGGCCACUCCAUUAGAACUCUAGUGGAUUCCUCCCUGCUGUGACAACUGGCCACUCCAUUAGAACUCUAGUGGACUCCUCCCUGCUAUGACAACUGGCCACUCCAUUAGAACUCUAGUGGAUUCCUCCCUGCUAUGACAACUGGCCACUCCAUUAGAACUCUAGUGGAUUCCUCCCUGCUAUGACAGCUGGCCACUCCAUUAGAACUCUAGUGGAUUCCUCCCUGCUGUGACAACUGGCCACUCCAUUACAACUGGAGAGGUAGAGGAUUCGUUGUUCUUCAACACCAAGCUGGCUUUCCAGGAUUGGCCCAAAAGAUGAGUUGGAUUUAGAAAAGAUGUAUGACUUCUUAAAUGAGCGUCAGUAACUGGGAGAAUAUUUUUUCUUGGCUCUGUUGGCAGGAGUGGUCUUCCUUUUCAGUUGACAGAUGAGAGCAGGCAUGCUGGGUAGGGCAUGUGUCUCUGGAGAGACCAAGGAUUGUAAAUGAGCAGAGACCAAGUCUGGAGUCUGAGAUAUAAACCACACCACUGCCAAGACAUACUCUACAUAGACAUCUUAACCCAUACAAUCACUAAGCUAGGAGUGAAAAUUAUCAUCUUCUACCUAUCAAAGUAUCAUGAAGAUAUGCACCAUUUAAAUUGUGAUGUCUGCCUGAAAUAUUUGUCAUGAUUGAGCACUUGCAUAUGGCUGUCAAGACUAAAUGUAUUUUCUCUGGUGUUUCUUUCCUUGGAAAUGUCAUAUUCCUCAUUGUUUUUUCAUGUAAUUGGUUGUGGUUUAACACAGACCUGGAGAUGAUGUCCUCUUCGUACAGGGACACUGUAAGGCAGCAUGGAUUUCUUAUUCACCAGGAUAAAAUAAGCUCCGUAAAUAACCCUCUGAAACCUGCAUGCUCUGGUUCUCUUUGACCACAGGGAGGCGCUACUGUGCACCACCCAGCUGUGGUUACAGUCACAUUACUAUACUUUUUUUCCAGGUCAUCAGUAACAAACACUCAAAAGAUGAAUUGUAUUACUCAUUUAGAAUAUGCAUCUCUAUAUAUUUCUGGUUUGUAUGACCUUUUCCUUGAAUAUUACGUAUUGUAUAGGUUUAUGGAUCACUUUAUCCAGCACACUCUAGAAUCCUCAGUGAUGAACAGCCUAACAGGCAGUCUGAAUAUGAGGUCAAAGAGAAGAGUAGUGUUGGAUGAGGUGAUGGGAUGAUUAAGGGAGAGGACUCCAGUGUGUCACAUCUCUUUUCAUCCUCCAGCUAUUAUCUCUCCUCUCGCAAUGUCUAUGGAUCUGCAUGGCCAGGGCAGGGGAUCUAGAGACAGGACUGGCUUGUCAACAGUCUAGUAAAGAACUCUGGAUCUCUUCUCCCUUUUACCUCAUGCUCUUGCUGUCUCACGAGACCCUCAUGCUCUUACCCUCCCUACAACAUCAAAGUCCACACUAAGAAUGAGCAAUUGAAAUGUAGCAUAUACAUGAACAAAGACAAGGAACCUCAAAUCUCACUUUUAUCUAGAGCAGAUACCCUUGGAGGUUGAUGGUGGACAUUCUUAAACUAGAUUCAUGUAUUCCUGUCAACCAUGUCUUAUCCUUUAAGGACAAGUGUGACUUCAACCAAGUUCAACCAUUUUUUUUGUGUUGUAUACCGUACCGUAGUUAAUUACAUCAGUAAAAGGUUUGACUUUGGGGUCUCAAAGGUUAUCUCUUAUCACUUAAAAAAGCACUUCAUUUCAAAAUAACAUGCUUAUCAGUUGUUUUUGGAGAUGCAGCUACAGUAAUCGUAUUUAACAUCAUCAAACCAUGUCUAUUUUUAUUUCUGCAAACUGCAAUGGGUUUGUAUCACUACCGUCUUACGUAAACAUGCAACUGAGAUUCAUAAACAUUGAAAUAUCAAUUUAUUCCCUGUCAUUUCAUAUUUGCCUUGAAUUAAAACAACAUUGACUUUCA
This is a messenger RNA of Oncorhynchus mykiss (rainbow trout), 4816 nucleotides long. Its product is annotated as H(+)/Cl(-) exchange transporter 5. Gene Ontology annotation, cellular component: synaptic vesicle; early endosome; plasma membrane. Lineage: Eukaryota; Metazoa; Chordata; Actinopteri; Salmoniformes; Salmonidae. Gene Ontology annotation, biological process: chloride transport; transmembrane transport. The record is from RefSeq and is a predicted model, not a curated record. Gene Ontology annotation, molecular function: voltage-gated chloride channel activity.